AUGUCUCUACUAUCCCUACCCACGGAGAUCAUCAGCAAGAUCUGUCGAUGCCUUGGCCUGGAGCGCGAUAUAGGUGGCUCCGUAUACUACAAUAACGAUGACCUGCAGUCGCUCCGCCUCACCUGCCGAAACCUUCACGCCAAGACUACUUUCGACGCCGUGGUCAGGUACGGACUAUUGCUAGAGGAGCUCGAGAUAUUCGUCGACUACAAGGGACUCUGCCAGCUGUUGCACAUAACUCAAAUACCCGCUUUUCGCGACCGCAUCAAGCGAGUGCUGUUCUAUUAUCCUAGGGUGACAAGUACGGUGGACGACUGCGAUAUUCCAUGGGGAUUGUCUCCGACCCGUGAAAUGCGCCGCGAAGAGAUUUCGACAUACUUAGAAUCCCCCGAAGCGGUUGAACUGCUAGCAGCAUGCUUCCGGAACUUGAAGCAAGCGACUUCUUUGGAGGAGAUUCCAGUACGGAGUACGAACUUGCACCGUAUCAUACAUGCCGCUUCAGCGAGGAGCGGCUUUGCAAGGAAGAAGGCAGUCUUCACAGUACAGCCUGAAAACCUCAGUAACGCUGAUCAUCGUACUCUGAUGAUAAAUCCUGCGGAUUGCUCACCAUACACCAAGGGUAUCGAAAUUAGCACCUCGACCUUACAUUACAUGUUUCUACGUCCCGAGAUCAAGCAGACAAUACAAGACGCCAAAAGGUGGAACGAACAUGGAUAUCAUUUGAAAGGCUAUCAGCCUGAUCACACAAAUCUAUCCCGACUUAUCGCAAAUCACAGUCAGAUCGAGACCCUUCGUCUGGACGGGUGCGAGACCCAUCCUCGCUUGAGAUUCUGCGACGGCUGCCAUGCAGUGUUUUCUAGGCACGUUGCUACUACACAUUACUCCAACAUCACCAGGCUGAGUCUCCACGCAAUCUACAUUAGCGGGGGUCAACUUCGACGUUUCAUAAAGCAACACUCAGCCACGUUGAAGGAAUUCGACUCCACAUUCGUAACGCUAACGGACGGAUCAUGGCGCUCGAUCGCCCAAGGCCUAUACAAGCUCCCAAAGCUAGACAUGCUACACUGGGCUCUUCUGUUCCAAAAGCAUGCAGUACCUCGUCUUGGGAGUGAUUCUCUGUCUGAGACAGAACUCAGACCAUUCUGUAUCGAUAGUUGUACUUGGGAGGGAACCUCGAACGUCAAGUGCUACCUUCAGUCCUUUGAGGAUUACUUCCGCACGCGCAAGUACUACAAGAAAACUAGGGGAAUUGGAAGUGGUGUCACUGCUGCGAAGACACGACCAAACUUCCAUGAAGCCAUCAUGUAUCGGUUUGCUGACGUGGUGAUGAAGCCUGCUGGAAUGGAUUCAGCCUACGCGAUUGAACGAUACGCGGAAGGAAUACUGGACUAG
This is a messenger RNA of Alternaria viburni, 1392 nucleotides long. RefSeq lists its product as uncharacterized. The record is from RefSeq and is a predicted model, not a curated record. The coding region runs from base 1 to 1392 and encodes 463 amino acids. The transcript has a single exon. NCBI's taxonomy places the organism in Eukaryota, Fungi, Ascomycota, Dothideomycetes, Pleosporales, Pleosporaceae.